Molecule: messenger RNA, 2386 nt
Organism: Eruca vesicaria subsp. sativa (arugula)
Lineage: Eukaryota; Viridiplantae; Streptophyta; Magnoliopsida; Brassicales; Brassicaceae
Source: the annotation of a GenBank genome assembly
AAAGACAACCACCACACCCACAAAAUUAAAAAAAAAAAGAGGACAACCCAUCAAGCAAGAUUGCUCUCGAGACCCACCAAUCUCUCAACCCUUUAGGUCUGCUCUCUCUAGGGAUUUUUCUGGAAGCUAUACUUGGAGCCUGAGCAAAGCCUGUGAUGGUCUCCUCAAAGUCCUUGUAACUUUUGAACGAGUAUUACUUGUUUUAUGAAUCCAAUGCAUCAAGGGCAGCAGAAUACUGGUGGUGGUGGUUCAUCCACUGAAUUGAAUCAGGGAGAUAAUGAAUCGGUCUAUAGGGGGACAGAGACCAUGAUGAAUCAAGAGGACAAUGAAUUUCCAGUCAGUAGUAGUACUCCUUCAGGGAGACCAACUUACGCAAGUCCUAGUUCUUCUCAUAACUGGUGGAGGCCUGGAGAAUCCAGCUCCGUGUCAGGGCCAUCUGAUCAGGUCGAAUACAAGACAAAUCACCAGCUGCAACAAGAUGGAAGACAGUUAGGUCUGAUGCUUCAUGGAGGGGUUCAUGCUGUCAGAAACGGACCCACUUUCUUGCGCGGUUCAAGCUCUAAUGUAAAUAUGAGCAUGGACAUGGACAGCGAUGACUAUGGUACACAUACUUCCGGGCUCGUUUUCAGUCAUGGGAGUUCCUUAGGAAGUUCAGUUCAGGCCACUGGAGAGAGCAGCAGUGGCCCGGCGGCAUCUUCUUUGGAUGGUUGGGGUUCCUCCUGCAAAAGAAAGGCUCUUGAAGCUGCAGCUCCUACUCCUAGUCCUGACUGCGUUUUCCAGACUGAACAUGGUGCUUCGCAUGGAGGUCUUUCUCAUUACGGUGCUUCAAGUAGUUUGAGUUUGGCUACACCCUCACAAAGCUCUCCAAAUCAUUUUGAUCGGACAGAACAAAUGUUUGGAUCUGGUGGUGGAAGAGCUGCUUUUCAUACUUUAAGAAACGCUGACACUUCAUCUAGACCUGGCAGAAGAUUAAAUCCGAGGCAGCCUCAUGAGUCUUUAGGAUUCAGCUUAUCUCAUAGUGGAGGUUCUAUGCGUCCCACUGGAUCUUUGCAACAGAGUUUACCAUUAAACUCUCCUUUCGUAGAUCCUCCGGAUGUGAGAUUCACAAGUGGCUCAAGCAGUGGUGAGAAUCAGACAAAUCCAGUCCAUCUCCCUGCUUUGACAAGAAACAUACCCCAAUUUGCAUGGGACACUUCUUUCAGUUCAAGAGCAAGCACUUCUUCGGGUAUUGGGAUGCCUGCACCACAGUGGGAAACACCGAGAAGCAAUCCAGAGCAGCAGCAGCCCAUGUUUGGAGCACCUGCAAGUGACAUGAGAAACCCUGUGCAUGAUCAAUCUAUUUGGAGCUUCUCUCGUGGAAACCCUGCUUCAUCUAUAGAUUCUCCCUUUGUUUCUCGAUCAGGGCCGAGUUCAGCUGUUCAUGCGCAUCAGCAGCAGCUCAGUCCCGCGUGGAUUCCUCCUCAGAGUGCCCCGCUGCAUAAUCCAUCAGAACUUUCUCCGUGGUCUUUGUUUCCUAGUAUUGAAUCUCAAUCUACUAGUCACGGUGCAUCUCUUCCUUUACUGCCCACAAAUGAGGCUGCAAUGCCGUCUAGUUCUAAUGGUCGGAGCCAUCGCUCGCGGCAAAGAAGAUCAGGGCUGUUGUCUGAGAGGCAUAAUGAGCUUCUCCACUUGCGUCACUUAGGGAGGAGCUUAGCUGCUGACAGUGAUGGAAGGAAUCACCUCAUCUCUGAGAUACGUCAGGUGUUAACGGCCAUGAGAAGAGGAGAGAAUUUACGAAUUGAGGAUUACAUGGUGUUUGAUCCACUUAUCUUCCAGAGCAUGGCUGAAAUGCACGAUAGGCAUCGGGAAAUGCGCCUUGAUGUUGACAACAUGUCGUACGAGGAGCUAUUGGCACUUGGGGAACGCAUAGGAGAUGUGAGCACUGGGCUUAGGGAAGAUGUCAUAUUGAAGACAAUGAAACAACACAAAUGUACAUCUUCUUCUGCUAAGUUGCAUCUAGAGCCGUGCUGUAUUUGCCAGGAAGAGUAUGCAGAAGGUGAUGAUCUUGGGACCUUGGAAUGUGGCCAUGAAUUCCACAAGGACUGUAUCAAACAAUGGGUCAUGCUCAAGAACCUCUGCCCCAUUUGCAAGACGGUGGCAUUAACGACGUGAUAGCACUCGAUGUACCUCCAUUCAUCAUCAUUGCGAUGCCAAAAGAAAAUAAAAUAGAGAUCUUAAAAGAUCUGUUCUAUCUAUCUGUAUCUCAUUUGAAAAUUUUAAUUGUUAUGCUUACUCGUUGUUACUGUUCUAAGAACAUUAUGACAGAUUCAUAAAAUAGCCAUGGAGAAAGAGAAUAAUUCCCCUUUUUACUAAAAAUCAUUGUUGAUUUCUAGGGGUAAACAGGCCU